UUCUCGCUUCUGCAGCAAACUGAAUAGGACCUGGCGCAGCUGGCGCACUGGCGUCAACUGACGCCUACGUGACGUCCUCGCAUGAAUUUUCUCGUCUGUACAAACAUUUGAACGCACCUGCGGCGCCCGCGGUGCUGUCUGUCUUUCUGUCGAUGUGGUUUCUUUCCGGUGUUUCACACCUUCUUCUUCUCCCUUCCUUCCAUUUUACAAUGUUUGUUUACGCUCUUCUUACCGUCACGUAGUGGAGGCAUGUGUCAACGUACGACAGUUUUUCGCGACGAGCUGAUUUGACGCUAGCUAAGAGAAUGGUGUCGCUAGUUUUAUGGGUGACGAAGUUUCUGGCGAGGCAACGGCUUCUCUUCGCAUCGUUUAUCGUUAUCUGGAUCGUUGGCAUGGCGAUAACCAUAUGCUUGAUUGGACGCACUGAUGACGCCAAGGCCAAGCAUCCGGACACCACUGCCGUAUUGUAUAAUGCUGGACAACACAACAUGCAGCUGUCCCACAGCCUUACCAAGGCGAAAGCGAUGAAGUAUUGCAACCCGUACAAUAGUAUAUCACUUUGGCAAGAAGGUAAAGUUCCAAGCAACAAUUUUACUUUGGAAGCUGUAGCCAUAAUGGUGCGGCACGGAGAGCGCAUGCCCUUGCGGCGAGUCCGCAACCAGCACCUUCUUGGCUGUCGCCAGCCUCCAAGCACGAGCUCACCUUCCAGCUCCAGGAGCAGCCCCUUGCAUUCUUUCGUCUCUCUCAUAAUGAAGCACCCCUUACUCCCGCUGAAGAACAUCUUUGCCACCAUCGCAACCCACCCGAACCAGAGCAACUGCAUGGAAGGCCAGCUAGUGUGGGAGGGUGUAGUGCAGCACGUAAACAUGGGGGCCAGCCUCCACGAUGCCUACCAUACCGGACCAUGGAGGCUCUUGCCAGAUGACUGGGAUGCACGCUCCGUCAAGCUGUACAGCACCGUCUUCUCCCGCACGUACCAGAGUGCCCUGGCGUUCCUUUACGGCUUCCUGCCAAAGUUCUCAUUCGACAGGCUCCACCUGGUGCCCUCACGAGACAUCAACUUCUGCAUGGGACCGCACUGCGCCUGUCCGCAGCUCAAGACGUACGAGAGGCUCUUCACGCGCAAGACAAAGGUCAUGCUCAAGAACCACCUGGCCGUUGUGCAGCUGCUGAAUACGCUCGGCAAGGUGCUCAGCCCGCAAGGGAACAACUCGGAGUUUGUCGCGCCAAGGCCAAUCAUGGAUGGAUUGAUGGGCUUCGUGUGCCAGCGCAAGCCGCUGCCCUGUGCCGACCAUCACUGCGCCACAAUGGAGCACGUUGGCAACGUCAUCUCCUACGUGGACUGGGAGGGCCGACAGCUGUCUCAGGACUUGUCUUUUCGCCGGAGCAGCAUUCUCAAGGCACACUACCUGCUGGCCCGAAUUCACAGGGGACUGCGUGACUUUAUGGAUGGCACAUCCAAGACCAAGUUCUUGUUCUUCUCUGGUCACGACAUUAACCUGAUCCCCGUGGCGUCGACACUUGGGUUUGACGAUGGCACCAUUCCCCCCUAUGCUUCCCGCAUUGUCUUGGAGGCAUACAGCAAUGCCAAGAAAGAGCGAUUCAUAAGGGUCCUUUACAAUGGCAAGGAUAUGACCCGUCACACACACUUUUGCAAGAGCAUCCGUGCUGGUGUCGACAUGGAGCUAUGUCCGUUUGGCAAUUUCACCACUUUUCUGCAACAGGAUGUAUUCAAGCUGUUCUCGGCUAAAAGUUUUGCGGCAGCUUGCGGUCUUGAUGGUGUGCGCUCUACGCCUACUGCUGCAAGUCCAGUCUGAAGAUCAAGAUUUGAAUUGCUGAAGCAGCUCUGAAAGCGCAGUAGUGCAUUUGAGUAUGCCAAAGUGCGGUUUUCACAUAUUUGUGGGGAGACGACAGACGAGCCUUGCUGCAGUGUGAGGUGCGUGAUAUUUUGUUGCCAUUGUUCCUUCAGCCUAUAGGCUGCUGGUAACGAUGGCCGUGCAAUCGCUUAUGAAAGCUGUGAAUUAUAAGUGAUGGGCGCACUGUCUUAAGCCGACAAAAGAGGUACAGCAUUGAAGGAAACCUAUGGCAUGUUCAAAAAAUGCAGUUAGCUUCUCUUUCCAACUUCUGUAACAUACAUCUUGUCUCAGGAAGCGUAUAUUCCCAGAAAGUUUUUUGGAACAGCUAUAGAACUCAUUGAAAACCUGAUGUCAUGUUAUUAGGUUGAGACGUGCAACACCACAGGCCACAAUGAGUGCUUCGGGCUGUUUAAGUGCUUCGAUUUGUCGGCCAAAGAGUGUGCAUUUUUUUUCUUCUCUGUUGCAUUUUAAAGUGACUUCAAAUAGGUACGUCCAGCUUAUAGGGGCUACCACCCUUCUGGGUUGCAUUGUAAAACUAGAUCAAAUAUGAAAGCCCAGUUAAAAGGGGCUGCUGACUCCAUGUGACUUACGUAAUCUCUCCCGGCAGCUCAUGAGGGAAAACAUAGGACAUGUGUAGCCUCAUUUGCUUGCUUUAUUUUGCUUAUAUUUCACUGCUAUUGGCUUUUAUAUUCAAUUUGCUGUGACAAAAUCCCAUUUGAGUGCUUUUAACUGAAUCUUAAAUGUGUGUUCAUUUAUUGCUGGGGCAUUCUCUUGGGCUAACCUUUUAACACUGCUGACUCUUGCAUCCACUGAUUUCAUGUUUGUUAUCUUCUUUAUAAGACGCUGCAUAAGUAAUUGUGAUUGUGAUGGCUUCGCACGCACAAUUGAUCCCAUAUUCCAGCAUCAUUCUUGUUCUUUGGGCUUGCAGGUGUGACAGCAUCAAAAUAAGUGGCACUUUGGUGUUUGUCACGCCAGACAAGAUUAAUUUUCUUGUUUGGAUGCACACAGCUUUAAUUUGUGUGUUAGAAACCAGUUACACAACUACUUAUCAGUUUAAUUAGCGCAGUAGAAAUGACGAGUCUCCAUUUGCAAGGAAAAUACCUGUGGUUAGUAUUUUCUUUCCACAGCAGUUAAUGCUAACUGGUUGUCAUAAACAUUCCAGUCUGCCCCUAAACUUAACAUUGAACUCCCAUUAAACACCGCCAAAAUCAAAAGAAUAGGAGAUCAUAGUUUCUACUCUUUCGUAGCUAGGACCGGGUAAAUUCAUGCUGCUUUUAUAAUACUUCUGUUAACUGAUGACACAGGCAUAUUAUUGUCACUUCUUGCUGUGGAGUUAGCCUUGGUUCUUGCAACGAAGAUAUUUAGUUUUUUAACUUUCUAGAUUGCUUUUUUCGUUGUGUAGCAGAAUGGGGCCAACUCGCCAGUGGCAGUACCUCUGACGCAUUGUCAGCCAUUGCUUAUGUGCUGGAGACUGGGAUGGUACCCUUGCUGUGUGAUUUCCUUUUUUGAUGUGCUGUGAUAUGUACAAUUUAUUAUAUACGCUGACAUACAGAUGCAUCUGAAGUGAAAUUAUGUUGUCAAUUACGCUUGUCCUGCAGCUUCCUGUGUGCACUUGCCACUAAAGAGUGCUAAGAUUGUUCGUUACCCUUGCUACUGUUUACCCCUCAAUAACGCAGCAAACAGACUGGCCUUUGUGCUAGUUUUACCAUGUUGCCAUUGCAGCAGGUGCCAGCUUUUGGGUGCAAGGCCAUCUACCAUACCAUAGUUCAUGGCAGACCACGCUCCUCAUCAUGGAACCUUUGUUUGGUAGCUCACUAUGAGGCUACCAAACCUCUCAAAACUUAGCUGCUUUCUAUAAUGGUUGAUCAGGAGUGAAGGAAUUUAGCUCCUUGCUUAUCACACAGCUCUCUUCAAAGGUGCUGUUUCCUUCCAGCAUCUGUUUUUCACAAAGUAUCGCACACUGUGGGUAAAUUGUGUAAACAUUUUCAGCUAGCUAGGAGGAAACCAUGCAUCCUCACAUUACACUCUCCCCCUUUUAACGUGAGUGACAGUUUCCCCAUUGUCAUUUCAUUUUUCUGAAUUCAUAUGCUGGAGCAAUAAGAACCUCCUGAAACACGCCAUUGUACGAGUAUGCUUGCCAUUAACGGCAACGAAAGCUAUGGCAGAGAUCCACAAUGAGGCCUCAACACCUGGCUCAGAGUUUCUUCAUACCUAAGCAUAAUGGGGAGGCAGUGAAAGGUAGCAAGUGUGCUGUGUCAUAAGAGAUCAGUCUAUUGGGCAUUUCGAACAAACAGCUGAACCAUGAUGUUACUUCUUAGAAAAUUUUACAGAGUACAAGCUUCCUUUUCUUAUAUCUAGUCAGAAAUGGCUUGGGAAUGAAAUUUUAAUCCUUCACUUCAUAGUUAGCUUUUUUUUUUUUUUUAAGGGAUGAAGUGACAUAUGUUAUACAGAAGGACAUGAGAUUGCUGCGACAAUAGGUCUGAACGCGUACAUUUCAUUGUGACACAGCGGCUCUACAAGUACUUUAAACUGCCUGAGCUGUAACGAGUACAUAUUUGUGAAAUGUGUGCUAAUUUUUGUACACAUGUGUUAACGUGAAUAAUAUGUACAGACUGUCCAAGAACAAAAAAAAAGAAAAAGAACCACACUGCGGUAUAUUAUGGCUUACUGCAGUGUUACAAGCUGUAACCAAUUAAAAUGUGAUGUUGUGUUUUCUUUUUCUUCUUUUUUUCUGCAUAGGCUGCUUAUGCUAUACAUAUGCCAUGUUGCACAUGUAAGCAUAUGUACUGUUCUACAAAAGCGGCACUCUUCGCCAGCGCUGGGCAACACUCGAGGCAUGAUCUGUCCAAAUUGCUCUGCAUAAAUGAAGUUUGCUUUGGUAUAUAUCUUGCAGUGUGCCGGAAAAAAAAAAGAUAUCCUUCUAGAGAAAACUAUUGAACACCUCCCUGAGGUCCCACAGACUUGAUUACUUGGGUGCCGACAUGCAAAAGCUUUCAGCUUUCACUAUGUGCCCUGAUUGCCUGACAUAGUCUGUUUCGCACCCGAGCUGUAUCACGUUGCCAUCGGAACUGGCCAUCUGGGAUAAAUACUUGUGCCAAUGAUCUUGAAUGCCGCAGAAAGAGAUUCAAUGGGCGAGAUUGCUCUCACCCAAAAUCGGCUGCGGUCUCGGUGGUUUUUCAAGAUUUGCAACAAGUUUGAUGCGUGCCGCCAAUAUGCAUCAGAAAGGUUACUAAUCAAGAAGUGCCAUCGCAUGGUUCCUAAUUUUACGCAACUCAAGGGCGCCACGCCAGCAGAAGUAGUUUUUAUGCCUUGCGUUAGUAAUCUUACUUCUGCACUUGUCCAAAUAUCGAAAAUCUCUGUCAUUGUGCAGGGAAGUGUAGUUGCUGUGCCAAUUACUCCGUGAUGCAAUAGAAAAGCUGGCACGUUACAUAAUUCUGGAGAUUUUGUCAAUUUUUUGUUGGUGUAUUUUCAUACUGAAAGGCCUUAUGUUGAUUUCGAGAAGCCAAAUGCUGACUGCAGCACAACAGUUGGGUGAAUGUGAAGGGUACAGAUUUUACAGGAACUGUGGUAUGGCUCAUGUGUUCUCAGAAAUCGGUGGCGUUUCACUUUUAUUCAGUGCUUGUAUGUGGAAUGUAUUUCAUUUUUUGAGAGAGAAAACGCAAUUUGUGUGUCUGUGUCUGUGCUCCCUUUAGUGGCAUUUUUCCCUUGCUGGCUACGUUCAGAUAGACGUGCUGUCUCUUGUAGCCCGAAAAAAGAUUAUACGGCGAUAAGUCCAUAUUGUAUAUGGUGCUUAUACAGUUGCGUAAAACUCAUCACGUUGUGAAAGCGAACAUCGAUGUAACUGUGUAUAUACUGGUUUCACAUGCUGUCCCUGUUGAUGUUGUUAACAUGGGACUUGCUGCCGAGCUCCAAUUUUUAUGGAUUGCGUUCCCUCCAGUUAGAGAUGGCCAUUGCGCUCUACUUUUACGUAUAAAUUUAAGGCAUGACAAGUUGGCACUGUCACUGAGGUAUAAUUACAAUCACUUCUUUAUCUCUAAAUAUUCAAUUCAUUUAGAUGUGUGGUGUGUUUCAUGAUGAACUUAGUCAUGUUUUCUUAAUUUCUUGGUUUCUGCAUAGAAUAUAUGCCUUGUAUGUACAGAAAUGGUAAUAAAUUGAUAUUUGUAAA
Messenger RNA from Dermacentor albipictus, 6021 nucleotides. Its product is annotated as 2-phosphoxylose phosphatase 1. Gene Ontology annotation, biological process: chondroitin sulfate proteoglycan biosynthetic process; glycosaminoglycan biosynthetic process; dephosphorylation. Gene Ontology annotation, molecular function: phosphatase activity. NCBI's taxonomy places the organism in Eukaryota, Metazoa, Arthropoda, Arachnida, Ixodida, Ixodidae. The record is from RefSeq and is a predicted model, not a curated record. Gene Ontology annotation, cellular component: Golgi apparatus.